Molecule: messenger RNA, 2710 nt
Organism: Cephus cinctus (wheat stem sawfly)
Lineage: Eukaryota; Metazoa; Arthropoda; Insecta; Hymenoptera; Cephidae
Product: chromatin modification-related protein eaf1
Exons: 5
Coding region: 117-914 (265 amino acids)
Source: RefSeq, a predicted model, not a curated record
GGCCUUCCUUUUUCUAACGUUUGUAUAACGUAUCGUCGUUCCUAGAUGAUCCCGAUUCGUUAAGGCGAAAGAGGCAAAAGUUUAAUAAUGGUCCAGGCGCGCUUGUCUUGAAACACAUGAAAGCGGAAGCUGAGAAACAUUCUGCAAUGCUCAAUCCACCGGUUCAAUACAAUUUCAAUCUCAUCAAAUCUGAGCCAGUCGAACCAGGAUCUAUACCUUAUGUUGGUUCACCCUACGGAGGUGGAAUUGCAACAGGAGGUACCUCUCCGAUGUAUGUACCAAGUGCAUCACCACUACCACAAACACCAGCAGUAAUGCAAAACCUCAGACCACAGCAGACACCAGGACGUACACCUUCUCCAAUGGAAUAUAGUCCAUAUAACAUUAACUUACCGCAGCAACAGAAUUUAACACUGCAAUAUCAAGCACAACACAAUAUGCAAACAGUAUCUCCAGUACCAUCGAUGCAUGAGCAACAGCAACAGUUAUCCUACGUUGCCCAACAGCACCAACGACAACAACAACAAAUACCACUAAACAUACUGACCCCAGAACAGGAUGAAGCUGCAUUUCAACAGAUGGUUAACCCUGGUGACAUGGAAGGUGCAACAGGUGUAACUCUAGACAUGGACAGUCAGCAGUAUCACUUUGACAUGAAUGUUAAUCUCAAUCUAGACUCUACGGAUUUGGCGCUCCUCGACACUGCUCUAUCCGAGAACCUCUCUAGUGGACUUUCAAUUACUGAUCCUAUUAAGAAAUCAGUGUCGGUCAAAUGUACGGAUGCUCAGGACGCCAGCAUGGCCGCCGAAGUUAGCGAGAUGACUGACAGUUUUACCAGACUGACACGUAACACCAUUCAGGAGCUGUGUACUCUAAAUAAUAUAUAUAAACCCAGCAGAGACAACUUUGGAUAGAAAAAUCUGCAUGCAGCAAAAACAACGUUGACCAUCCGUACUGCUUAUUCGGCGUACAAAAACAUCUUGUAACACUCAUCCAAGAGCACUGAAAGUGCCUUUAACGGUGUAAACAGGGCUGCAACCUGUCACGGAGUAACAUGGACCUUACCGAUAAGGUCUAAUUGUUAGACACGAAUAAUUUCCAUCAUAACAUCGACUUCCAUUCAACGAACUACAGUACGUAAUAAUAGGCUGUUAUCGGUCGGAGAUUGAUGGUCCUCCCAAAAUGAGAAAUGUCCAUUUCAUUUAAAGAUCUGAAUCAUGAUGAGAGAAAACGUGACUCCGUAGACUUGACGUCGCAGAAUUCUAUUCCUUUAGUAAGGACCAAAAGCAUCGUUAUCCGUGUAAUCGGCAUUUUUACUCAUUAAGAUGCGUUUAUGACGUGGAAAAGAAAAGUAAUCCUUGCGAAAGUAUACUAUGUAAAUUGUUGAUUCGACGUAAAGGCAAAUGGUCGACGUACCGUUGCGCAGAAUCAGUUUUUUAAAAACUGUUUCUUUUUUUUUUUACUCAUUGAAUUCAUUCGUCCACGUCGGUCGUCGAUCCAUUGAAUUAUUCAAUGUAAUCCAAUGCAUUUUUCAUGUUGGCUAAUCGGAUAUUUCGCAAAUGUAUAAGCGAGCCUUUACUUCCGUAAUGUAGUCAGUGUGCAACUCGCGUUUAAUCUCGAUGGCGCAUGCGCGCAGCACUGGCUUCUUUGUCGUCGUCUGAACGCAAUUAAUAAAAUUAACGAAGCGCGCAGCUCGUUAUUGAUAUAUAAGAAUGCCUUUCGCGAAACUUUCGUACUAACUUCCGUCCCACCAUUGAAUUUAUAUAUAUACAUAUAUAUAUUAUUUGACAUUUUAAUUGAUCGGCAUGUGAUUGAUCGUUAAUUAUACGCGAGAAAGGUACGAAAUUGCCACCAGGAAUUAAACCAACAUCCUUUGAUGCAUCCUUCAUGGUGGACCAGAACCACUAAAGUCUAGCGUAGUUUGCCUUAGGCACUCGUUUUACGUAUAUUAUUUUUGUGAUAUUAAUGUUUUAAUGUCUGACGUGGGGACGUCUAUACUCGUCUAUACUCGUACGUGUCAGAAGGAGCUCACGUGCCGUGAAGAAUACUUUAAGUUUUUAAUCUAAGGAGAUUAGUUCGCCGGGAGCCAUUGGAAGCUUCCUGCAAAUUUGUUUCUUUUCCCUUUUCUUAUAACUUUACGAAACUAAUACUGCACUCGAACUACUUAAGGAUAAAUGGAGAACUCGUGAAUUAUUUUGUAUUUUUCGAACUCUCUUCGUUUCUUUUUUCUCUCUAGAGCACUUCUAAAUUUUGUUUAACGCUGACGUUUCCGGAGAAGAUUUUACACGAAUGCUCGAAUUUUUAACGGAAACUAAAGAUAAAGCUUAGGCUUCCUUUAUGCACUGGGUAGCACACAUUUUAUUGUUACGUGUACAGUACUUUAUAUACAAAUGAAUAUACACAGUAUGCAUGUAUAUAAAUUGUAUGUGAUAUAAUUAUUAUUUGUAUUGUAUAUCUAUGAUUUAUAUAUGUGUAUUCUAAUGCGAAAAAGAAUAAUGCGUGAACAAUUGAGAGAAAGCGAAUUUAAUGAAGACAGCAUGAGAGCGACGAGUGAACGUGAAUUAUAAUUGUGAUUAAAAGGAUCUGUCGAGUGACCAAAGUCACGGAGCGUGAAAAAAAAUCGCGAAUCGUUCUGAUUAGACAAUUUUUACUCAAAGAUAUCACGUGUGCAAUUCUUGGAAUUCGUUAAUAUAUCAAAUAUCAAGAAUUA